AUGAUGGAAAAGGAACUCGAUGUGAUCACAAGCAACUCUCCACCAUCUGAGCCUGCCGCCAAGUUCGACAAGGCAUGCUCUUCCGUUGGGAAAUUCUUCAAGAAAAUCUCGAAUAAGCUCAAAGAUGGUGCCCGAUUUGUGGCUCGUCAUUUUGGUGUAUUCGAAAUUUGGGAAGCUUUUGCGAGAGAUGAUAAAUAUGGCACACAUCGAAACGUCGUCGAAACGAUCGCUCGUCUCAAUAUGGAGGGAGUCGGCGCUUGUACAGGAGCUGCGAUUGGUUUCGUGAUGGGAUCGCUGAUUUGUCCAGGCAUUGGCACAACAAUUGGAUGGUGUACUGGAGCUGUGACUGGGACUGUUGUCACAGGCUUUUUGGGCUCACGUGCAUUGAGCUGGGUGCUGGACAUGCUUAGGAUGGAUAUCGAAAAGCGACAGUGUGAUGGCUGCGAGGAGUUCUAUCACUAUCGAAAGUAUCGAGGAGGCAAAAACGCAUCGCAAUGCCCUAGCUGUGAGCCGCGUCCAUUCGUCAUCUCAAAGCUCAAAUUUCUCGUCAUCACUCUUUUUUCUAUCAUGACUUUGCUCAUUGGUGUUAGGGUU
Mesorhabditis belari is the source of this 594-nucleotide messenger RNA. Lineage: Eukaryota; Metazoa; Nematoda; Chromadorea; Rhabditida; Rhabditidae. The record is from the annotation of a GenBank genome assembly.